Juglans microcarpa x Juglans regia is the source of this 795-nucleotide messenger RNA. Its product is annotated as SURP and G-patch domain-containing protein 1-like protein. NCBI's taxonomy places the organism in Eukaryota, Viridiplantae, Streptophyta, Magnoliopsida, Fagales, Juglandaceae. The transcript is spliced from 2 exons. The coding region runs from base 67 to 780 and encodes 237 amino acids. The record is from RefSeq and is a predicted model, not a curated record. Gene Ontology annotation, cellular component: nucleoplasm. Gene Ontology annotation, molecular function: RNA binding.
AUCAGAAGGAGUUGCAGAACAAGAAGUUCGAGCAAGAAGCUCAGAAGUUGUGGCUGAGAAUGAGGAAUGAGGUCAUUCAGGAGCUUCAAGAGAAGGGGUAUGAUGUGGAGUGAGCUUUUGUUCCGAGUUAUCUCAUUUAUUGGCUGUAACAGCCUAGGCAUACUUGGUUCUUUGCCCAUGGAUAAAGCGGUGCCUCCUAGCCUCUUUGCUAAUGAUGGUUCGUUCAUGGAGAGGUUCAAACAGCUUCAACAAGUAAAGGAGAAUGAAAAGGAGAACAGUGCCAAACUAGAGGUGUCUAGACCAAUCAAAAUUAAAUCAGGGUCAUUGACUGCUAAUCCUUCUGUUAAUAAAACAAGUACAGAGUUUAAGACUAAUGAUACACGCAAGAACCCCCAGUCUGCUUCAGGUGGAAAACUUGCUUUCAGCUUGAAAAAGAAAUCGAAGAUUGUGGUGCCUCCUGUCAAGUUAGGUGCAGAUGAGGAUGAAGAUGAAAUUGAUGCUGGAAAAGUUUCAGCUGAUGCACCAAUGAAACGACAGAAGUUAGAUCAAGUGGAUGCCUCUGAGCAUUCAUCUAGAGAAGGGGAUGUUGGUAAUAACUGCUUAUAUAAUUUUUCUUUUAUUUGGUUGGGUUUCUGUGGACAGUCUGCGGAUCUGUUGGUAUUUGGAUCUAGUGAGGAACAGAUUAGGAAAAGAUUCCCACUACUUUCAGCUAUCUUUUACUCUCUAUAUUGUUUUUGCUGCUCUCGAUAUGUACAUGUUUUUAAAAACAUGUCUUGCUAAUUCUAUCAUUCAUAC